This is a messenger RNA of Musa acuminata AAA Group (dessert banana), 1443 nucleotides long. RefSeq names its product polyubiquitin. Gene Ontology annotation, cellular component: cytoplasm; nucleus. The transcript is spliced from 2 exons. Gene Ontology annotation, biological process: protein ubiquitination; modification-dependent protein catabolic process. The record is from RefSeq and is a predicted model, not a curated record. Gene Ontology annotation, molecular function: ubiquitin protein ligase binding; protein tag activity. Bases 111 to 1256 code for a protein of 381 amino acids. NCBI's taxonomy places the organism in Eukaryota, Viridiplantae, Streptophyta, Magnoliopsida, Zingiberales, Musaceae.
CUUACGCAUCCAAAUCCCUAUAAAUCUCUCUCCUCGGCCUUCGACGACUCCAUCCUCGCUCAUCUUAAUCCUCUCUCAAGGUCUAGGGAUACCAACAAAGGCCGCUCAAGAUGCAAAUCUUUGUCAAAACUCUCACUGGAAAGACGAUCACCCUUGAGGUUGAAUCCUCUGACACAAUUGACAAUGUCAAAGCCAAGAUCCAGGAUAAGGAGGGAAUACCCCCGGACCAGCAAAGGUUGAUAUUUGCUGGCAAGCAACUUGAGGAUGGUCGCACCCUUGCUGACUACAACAUCCAAAAGGAGUCCACCCUCCACCUUGUACUCCGCCUCCGUGGUGGCAUGCAAAUCUUUGUCAAAACUCUCACCGGAAAGACCAUCACCCUUGAGGUUGAAUCCUCUGACACCAUUGACAAUGUCAAGGCCAAGAUCCAGGACAAGGAAGGCAUUCCCCCGGAUCAGCAAAGGCUCAUCUUCGCUGGCAAACAGCUCGAGGAUGGCCGCACCUUGGCCGACUACAAUAUCCAGAAGGAGUCCACCCUCCACCUUGUGCUCCGUCUCCGUGGUGGCAUGCAGAUUUUUGUUAAAACACUUACCGGUAAGACCAUCACCCUUGAGGUUGAGAGCUCGGACACCAUAGACAAUGUCAAGGCCAAGAUCCAGGACAAGGAAGGCAUUCCCCCGGAUCAGCAAAGGCUCAUCUUUGCUGGCAAGCAGCUCGAGGAUGGCCGUACCUUGGCCGACUACAAUAUCCAGAAGGAGUCCACCCUCCACCUUGUGCUCCGUCUCCGUGGUGGCAUGCAAAUUUUUGUCAAAACUCUCACCGGGAAGACCAUCACUCUGGAGGUUGAGAGCUCGGACACUAUCGACAAUGUGAAGGCAAAGAUACAGGACAAGGAGGGCAUUCCUCCAGACCAGCAGAGGCUCAUCUUUGCUGGCAAGCAAUUGGAGGAUGGCCGCACCUUGGCUGACUAUAAUAUCCAGAAGGAAUCUACCCUCCACUUGGUGCUGAGGCUCAGGGGAGGGAUGCAAAUUUUUGUGAAAACCCUCACCGGGAAGACCAUCACUCUGGAGGUUGAGAGCUCGGACACUAUUGACAAUGUGAAGGCAAAGAUACAGGACAAGGAGGGAAUCCCACCAGACCAACAGAGGCUGAUCUUUGCAGGUAAGCAGCUCGAGGAUGGGCGCACACUGGCAGACUAUAACAUCCAGAAGGAAUCCACUCUUCACCUGGUCCUUCGUCUCCGCGGUGGCCAGUGAACUUCCAGCAUUUGCUGCUAUUAGUGUGAUGCUCCUCUAGUCUUCUGGUGUCUGAUGUUUAUGUUUGAAGUUUAGUACUAGUCGGUCCUGUAUUUGGAUGGUAUGUUCUGAUAUGCUGGAGUAUUGCAUCUAUAAUUAAUGGAAUAAAAGGUGAACCUCACCACCUUGUGUUGAGGAUUUAUGAUUA